CUCCUCCCCCCUCCUGCCCCCCUCCCCCUCCUCAGCGCUUCGAUCCAAGAUGGCGGCGCUGAGCAGCAGCAACAGCGCCGAGGGGGCCUCGCUCUUCAACGGGGACAUGGAGCCCGAGUCGCCGCCGCAGCCGCCCGGGGCCUGCUACGCGGGGGGCAGCGGCAGCGCAGGGGGAGACCCCGCCAUCCCGGAGGAGGUGUGGAAUAUAAAACAAAUGAUUAAAUUAACACAAGAACACAUAGAAGCCCUGCUGGACAAGUUUGGAGGAGAGCAUAAUCCACCUUCUAUAUACCUAGAGGCCUACGAAGAGUACACCAGCAAGCUAGAUGCACUGCAACAGAGGGAGCAGCAGUUACUGGAAUCCAUGGGCAAUGGAACUGAUUUCUCUGUCUCCAGUUCAGCUUCAACAGAUACCGUCACAUCAUCGUCAUCUUCUAGUCUCUCUGUAGCACCUUCUUCCCUCUCAGUUUAUCAGAACCCUACAGAUUUGUCACGGAAUAACCCUAAAUCUCCACAGAAGCCUACUGUUAGAGUCUUCCUACCCAACAAACAGAGGACAGUGGUUCCAGCAAGAUGUGGAGUUACAGUCCGUGACAGUUUAAAGAAAGCUUUGAUGAUGAGAGGUCUCAUCCCAGAGUGCUGUGCAGUUUACCGAAUACAGGAUGGGGAGAAAAAGCCCAUUGGCUGGGAUACAGACAUUUCCUGGCUCACAGGCGAAGAACUGCAUGUGGAAGUCUUGGAGAAUGUACCUCUUACGACACACAACUUUGUACGAAAGACGUUCUUCACUUUAGCAUUCUGCGACUUCUGUCGAAAGCUGCUUUUCCAGGGGUUCCGUUGUCAGACCUGUGGAUACAAAUUUCACCAGCGUUGUAGUACAGAGGUGCCGUUGAUGUGCGUGAAUUACGAUCAGCUUGAUUUGCUGUUUGUCUCCAAGUUCUUUGAACAUCACCCAAUACCGCAAGAGGAGGCCUCCUUAGAGACGACCCCAGUAUCCGGAUCAUACACUUCAGUGGCCCCCUCAGAUUCGCCUGGCCCACCACUUCUCCCUGGUCCAUCUCCUUCAAAAUCCAUUCCAAUACCCCAGCCUUUCCGACCAGCAGACGAAGACCAUCGGAAUCAGUUUGGUCAACGAGACCGUUCCUCAUCUGCCCCCAACGUGCACAUCAAUACUAUAGAGCCUGUCAACAUUGAUGAGUUGAUUAGAGAUCAAGGGUUGCGAGGAGAGGGAGCCCCUAUGAACCAGCUGAUGCGCUGCCUUCGGAAAUACCAAUCCCGGACUCCCAGUCCCCUCCUCCAUUCUGUCCCCAGUGAGAUAGUGUUUGAUUUUGAGCCUGGCCCAGUGUUCAGAGGCUCAACCACGGGUUUGUCUGCCACGCCACCUGCCUCCUUACCUGGGUCCCUCACCAGCGUGAAAGCGUUGCAGAAAUCCCCGGGGCCUCAGCGAGAGAGGAAGUCUUCCUCCUCUUCAGAAGACCGGAGCAGAAUGAAAACUCUUGGUCGGCGAGACUCAAGUGAUGAUUGGGAAAUACCAGAUGGCCAGAUCACAGUUGGACAAAGGAUAGGGUCUGGGUCAUUUGGAACAGUCUAUAAGGGAAAGUGGCAUGGUGAUGUUGCAGUGAAAAUGUUGAAUGUUACAGCCCCCACCCCUCAGCAGUUACAAGCCUUUAAAAAUGAAGUAGGAGUGCUCAGGAAAACAAGACACGUGAAUAUAUUGCUUUUCAUGGGUUAUUCAACAAAGCCGCAGUUGGCUAUAGUUACGCAGUGGUGUGAAGGCUCCAGUCUUUACCACCAUCUACAUAUCAUUGAGACCAAAUUUGAGAUGAUCAAGCUGAUAGAUAUUGCACGGCAGACAGCACAAGGAAUGGAUUACUUGCAUGCCAAGUCAAUCAUCCACAGAGACCUCAAGAGUAAUAAUAUAUUUCUUCAUGAAGACCUCACGGUAAAAAUAGGUGACUUUGGUCUAGCAACAGUGAAAUCACGAUGGAGCGGGUCCCAUCAGUUUGAACAGUUGUCUGGAUCAAUUCUAUGGAUGGCUCCAGAGGUAAUUAGGAUGCAAGAUAAAAACCCAUAUAGCUUUCAGUCAGAUGUGUAUGCAUUUGGGAUUGUUCUUUAUGAGCUGAUGACUGGGCAGUUACCAUAUUCUAACAUCAACAACAGGGACCAGAUCAUUUUUAUGGUGGGGCGAGGAUACCUCUCUCCAGAUCUCAGCAAAGUGCGAAGUAACUGUCCCAAAGCAAUGAAGAGGCUAAUGGCAGAAUGCUUGAAAAAGAAAAGGGAUGAACGACCCCUCUUCCCACAGAUCCUCGCCUCUAUUGAGCUCCUGGCCCGGUCAUUGCCAAAAAUUCACCGCAGUGCAUCUGAGCCCUCCUUGAACCGGGCUGGUUUCCAGACAGAGGAUUUUAGUCUGUAUGCUUGCGCUUCUCCAAAAACACCCAUCCAGGCAGGGGGAUACGGCGAAUUUGCAGCGUUCAAGUAGCCACGGCAACAUUGGCAGCAAAUCCACUCUCUCAUUUUUUUUAUAAAAAAAAUAGUCUUGUGUUCCUACAGUUUCUUUUUAUAACAUCCAGACUCUCUUCUGCCCCUCAAAAAAAAAACAGGAAAAGAAAAGAAAUUUAGAGGAAAGAGAUCUGUACGCUUAGAGGAGAGCAGAAUGGAAUUACCAAUCCAACUUUGGGUGGGAAGGGAAAAUCCCUUGUUAGGAACCAGAAUCUAUGCUGCCUGUAUGUUCACCUCCAGUCUAAACGCCAUGUGCAUUUGGCUGUGGCUGCCUGUUCCAUUGGCAUCAUUCCCAGGAGAGAGGAGGGCUCAUGCUUUGACUUUCUGGUGCUCUGGCAUGAUGAGAUUGGAACUCCUACUGCAUCAUUGGCUUGGGAUGGUCUGCUGGUCGGCUUUCUCCCUCUAACAACGAGUUAUCAAAGGCUGAACAUCUGACGAGACACAGCUAAUCAAAACAAUCAUCCUCGGGUCUGAUUUAUUUUUUUCCUAGGGUUAUGUGUGGUCUUUUUUUUCCUGGUGUGCUUACCAAUCAAUGGGAUAAAUGCAGUAUAUCCUUUUCAGCUGAAGGAGCACCUGCUCUUUCAGGUAAAAAAAAACGCGACAACAGGAACAUGGCCAGAUUGGCAGAUACGUGGAAGGGGGAGUCUGAGAAAGGAUUAAUUUGAAGGAAAAGGGGAUGCUGCACCUUCUCUUUCCAGAAUUGCUUUUAUCUCCUGUUCAGAGCCACCCUUUCCCCUAUCUUUCCUUUUUGUACACUUUCAGAAAGGGUUGGGGGGCUUUCUUUCUCUCGCUCAUCUGUCCAGCAACAAACGUUUUUACAAAAUUGCAUCGAAGUGUUGAAACAUGUAGCUUCUUUUCAUUUUUUGCUGAUAUCAUUUCACUCUGUAUGUUUGUGUGUUGCCUUUUUUGGGGGGGUGUCCAAAAAGUCUAAUGCAGACUAUGAAAAACAAAUGUACCUAUUUUAAAAGGUGCAAGAUAACGUCAGGUACCUAAUGUUUCAUAAACGGGAGCUCUCAGGUUGAACUGAUUAUGUUUUAAAAAGGAAAACCCAUCUGCAACCCCUCCCUGAAAGAAUUACACAUUCCAAAAAUUGUGCUUUGGUACUUUUUGAAAAAGAACUUUAAAACAUGUUAAAUCUGCAAACUCAGCAAGUGUGUGUGUUUUAAUAUGCAGUAAGUUGUCUUAAAUGGCAGUCUGCUGGGAAGGUUUUGUUAAGAAAUGGUACUUGCUGGAUCAACAUUGACAUCUUCGCUCACUAUUUGCCUAUCCCCAACUUUUUCUAUGUCACUUCUUUUCUUGCUCUAUGUCUUGUGGCUUAAAAAUGGUGGCGAUUGUAUUUUGCUUUCUCUCUUUGUCUUGCUCUUAAUCCUCAUUUGCAAAAUGGGUCCUAAUUCUUAUUUUUAUCCAGAAAAGGGGGGGAGGGGAUGAAAGUUACCCCUAGUUGGAAUCAGAAUGCUGUCAGCAGAAUUCUUUGUUGUGUUGAUUAAUAUAACAUACAGUAGAUUUAUUUUCAUUUCAUUUCUUUUCUUUUUGUUAAAGAGCCAACUUAGAUGCCACUAGAAAGAAGCUCAAUGUCCACCGAAGCCUUGACAUUUAGUGCAUUUUUGCCCAGUUCCAGAAGAUAGGAGGCUGGAGACAACCUCUCCUUUACUAAACAUUUCUAGCGGAAGCUGGUCAUCUGAUGAGAGAGUUUAAGUAGUGAUUGAUAAAUAGCUCUGUUUUUAGGAAAGCUAAGAGAAAGGGAACUGUCUUUCUAGGAAAUAAGGUAUGUUCAUGGAAAGCAAGCAUACCCUGUUGUGGUCCUUGUUCUUCUAAACCACAAGUGUCAUUUCAUUGGAUUGUUAUUGUUGAGCACCAGGGCGCUUAACAGAAAUUAGACCAAGGAACAAUUGAAAUAUGGGACAUAAUCAAGGUAGCAAUAGCAAGUGGUUAGAAGUCACUGGGUCAUAUUUCAUGCCUUCUCUGCACAAGUGCUACUGAAGUUAUGGAAGUUCUUGGGCAGUUCCUUUUUACUUCUGCGGCUGGUUGUGCUAGAGAGAAUUCCAGUGGAUGUGGGCAGGAUAAUGAGAAUAAUGCAGUUUGUGUGGAUGUACAAAGAGUGUGCCCGACCCACAAUAACUCUGAACCAGAAAAACACAAUUCUGGUUUGCUGUGCUUUUCUUAGCUGUUUUUGUGUGUGUCGGUGUGCAGAUUUGGUUUGAGAGCAGUGUUUCUCAAACUUUCUGAAUAUGGACCAUUCUUCCAUACUUACCUUGCCUCUUCUUAUCACUACUGCCACCACCCAACCGCUGAACCUGGAGUGGCGAGAGGUCUGUUACAGAGAUGAACAUUUGGAGACCCUUGCAAUUGCUCAUGUGUGUGCACACUACAAUGCACAGAGACUUUUGGAGUAUGCUACUACUGGCAUUAAAAGAAGAAAAUAGCAAGACGUCUCCUAUCAUCAUCUUAAAACCAUGCAAGACAAAUAAAAACCAAGCAGUAGCUCUUUGAGACCUGUACAUUCCAAAUCGCAUUGGGGUAAUGGGGCAGUGAAUAAGGAAUCACACCCAUAAAUCCAACACGAAUCGGUGCAAAUUUCUGCCAGGGACCAUUUAGUCCACCCACAUCCUAAUUGGUGGGGAGUGAAGGCACCAUCUGCUUCCCAUACUUUUUGGCUGUAGAAUUUUCCUACAUUAGUAAACCUCAUUUUUGUUUCUCGGGGCUUGAGUGCUGGCAAGCAUCACCAUGGAAGAACAGGCCAUUUAGAGAUGUUUGGUAGUUGCAAGAGAGAGAAUGUGGGUUUUCCACAUGCAGGUUGUAGUGCUUAACUUUCUGAUGUGCAAGCGUCCUAGACCAGAUUUAGAAAAUGCCUAAGCAUCCGGUUGUUUGGGCUUUUAGAGGUCUGUUGCUGCUGUUUAGGAUGUGGGGAUAUUCCCGCGCUAGCUAGGUGAAACCUUAGAAUCCUCUGGCAUUUCCACUUGUUCUCCACAGUCUUGUAGUUCUGUUGCCCCACCUGCCUAGCCUGAUACUUGUUGAGCAUGUGACAUCUUUCAUGUCCCUAUUUCUCUUCAGAGCAGACAGUCACUCUGGUGCCUCUUCCCUUUGCCCCCCCCCAAAAAAAUUACAGCUCGAAUGUUGACUGCUGGCCAAUCCAUUGCACUUCACAGGCGGCCCACCCUUUCCUCUUCCUCCUGAGGUUUGCAGCCAUUGGCCCAUUUUGCACAUCACAUUAAACCAUACUUGUAUACCAAGUCUGCCUCAAAUCGAGCCAGACUGUUGGUCCCUCUGCUCAGUAUUUUUGAUGCACUGACUGGCAAGGGCUCUCCAGGAUUUCAGAUGUGGAAUGUUCCUAACCAAGACUUGACUGCAAAGUAGGCGCUCUGCCACUGAGGUAUGGCCAUUCCCUUAUGCUCAAAAGACCAUGCUCCUCUCCUCCCCUGCCUUUUUCAGCACCCUGGGGAAGAAACAUACCAGAGGGUGUCUUGUCAUUACUUGUGAACCAGUGCUCAUAGUCUUUCUCCUAACAACAACAAUUUCAUUAUUUAUACCCUGCCCAGCCAUAUGGGCGUAUUCCAGCAAAUUAUAAAAAUACAAUAAAAUAUCAAACAUUAAAAACUUCCUGUUAGAGGGCUGCCUUCAGAUGUCUUCUAAAAGUUGUGCAGUUUUUUUAAUCUCCUCGACAUCUUUAUCUCCUUGACAUCAUGUCUAACAGACCAUGAUGGUAAGCCAAGGGCACUGAAGGAAGGAACAGCAAGAGCCUGUGGGGAUCUUGUGAGCUGCUGUAUUCCAGGAUAUUGCUCUUUAACUUAAAAUCAUUGUUUUGUUUAAACUAUGCUUUAAGGUGACGUGCAAACAAGGCCUAUCCCAUAUUUAAUUGUUCCUGAACAGCAAUAAGAAGUGCCCCGAAGCGACAUGGGGAAGCAACAGCCCCUUUGCUGCUCUCCAAAUAUGCUGCCCUUCUAAGGUCUGCUAGUACUAAGGCCAGCCCUGCUUCUCUGCCAAAUUUUGAAUCAUGUACGGGAGACCAAAUUCUGCUGAGUUCUAUUCUUACCUGCUUAGCUCAUUGGAAAUACUAGUUGAAAAUGCACACUUCUCUUUGGGCUUAUAGAAUGUCGAAUGUGUGUGUAUCCUGGCUUGAUUGUAUUACAACUUUGUUAUUCAUUCAUGUGCAGUAAGGAUGUUUUUUUAAUAAUAAAAAUAUAUAGAUAAAGCGGUAGGAAAAGGGUCUUGUUCCCACAAAGCACUUUAGAAUGAGCUACAUACGCUUUGACUUUUCUCCACUUGCAUCUGAACAUACUGCAGGUCAUUUGGCUGCUGCUUCAGUAGGACAUUUAUGCUGAAGCUUCCCUUUUCUCCUUCCUGCUGUCGUCCCCGAGUCUCCAUAAUCUGAUAAAACAUAGUACAGGUCACUUUAAUUCUGUGCUCUCACUUGCUUGAAAUUGCCCUUAAAUUUGAAAAUGAAGAAUCCGCCUUGAGCUCUCCUGAAAAGAUAGGCAGGUGGGCUCCAACAGCGGAUUUGUUUUUUUUUCUAAGACACUGUUGUCCCGUGGUCUAACUGCUAAAUUCCUCAGCGAAGAAGGCGACAAUGCACACGAGACUUGAUGCCAUCUUUGUACUGGCAUGACACGUUGUGCAUUGGCACCAUCCUUGCAUUGGCACUGGGGAUAUUUAUGCAAAAGUUGUUUGCAGUGCUGUUUGUUGCUUCGCCGCCAGGUUUGGGGGUUUUUUUCGAUGCUGGGAGACAGUAAUGGGCAGCAGUUGACCCAAACCUAGUUUGAGAUCCACCGUAACCUACACCCUGAUCAUACCUGCUGUAAGUUUCUGCUACUCUUUGUGAAGGGCAUUCUUAUACGGCAAUUUCCACUGUGAAAGAGCGUUACAUUUUGAUCUUCUGUGUGGGAGCAGGUGCUUCUGGUUUGGUUUUGGGGGGGGAUUGUAGCAGAAGGCUUAGUGAAAGAGUUCUGGUAGGGGGUAUGUGUUUGCAGGUGUGUUAUACUGAAUCACUUUUUGGACCGCGAGUGCAGCAUGUGUAGCACAGACAGUUCAUAGUACUGUAGCUAAGUAACUUUCCGUCCAUUGGA
This is a messenger RNA of Zootoca vivipara (common lizard), 7559 nucleotides long. RefSeq names its product B-Raf proto-oncogene, serine/threonine kinase (gene BRAF). Gene Ontology annotation, cellular component: cytosol; mitochondrion; plasma membrane. Gene Ontology annotation, biological process: MAPK cascade; protein phosphorylation. NCBI's taxonomy places the organism in Eukaryota, Metazoa, Chordata, Lepidosauria, Squamata, Lacertidae. The record is from RefSeq and is a predicted model, not a curated record. Gene Ontology annotation, molecular function: ATP binding; MAP kinase kinase kinase activity.